AUGAAUCUAAUUGUGAAGCUCCGCAGAAGUUUCAGAACGCUGGUCAUUCUCCUGGCGACCUUCUGCUUGGCAAGUAUCGUCAUUUCUGCCUAUUACCUCUACACUGGCUACAAGCAGGAAAUGACCCUCGUGGAAAGCACUGGAGAAGUGGAGUGCGAAGACGUAAAGCUUCUACCGUACAGGUCCGCGGAGCUGAAAACAGCUAAGCCUAUUGAUCCAUCUAAAACUGAUCCCACUGUCCUCCUGUUUGUGGAAAGCCAGUACUCCCAGCUAGGGCAAGACAUCAUAGCCAUCCUCGAGUCCAGCAGAUUUCAGUACCACAUGGUCAUCGCACCAGCCAAGGGGGAUAUUCCCCCUCUCACAAACAAUGGAAGAGGAAAAUACAUGAUUGUUAUAUAUGAGAAUAUUUUAAAGUAUGUAUCCAUGGACUCAUGGAAUAGAGAGCUUCUGGAAAAAUACUGUGUGGAAUACAGUGUUAGCAUAAUUGGUUUUCAUAAAGCCAACGAGAACAGCUCUCCAAGUACAAAACUGAAAGGAUUGCCAUUACAUCUUUACAAUAAUGUAGCCCUCAAAGACUGUGUGGUAAACCCUCAGUCUCCCCUACUGCGCAUUACCAAAGCGCCAAGGGUUGAGAAAGGUCCUCUGCCUGGCGAAGACUGGACAGUUUUCCAGUUUAACCAUUCCACCUAUCAACCUGUGCUUUUAACUGAACUGCAGACCUCCAGACCACCCCCCGUGGCAUUGCCAAAGGCUGCUCUGUAUGCAACCGUCAUCCAAGACUUGGGGCUUCAUGAUGGGAUUCAAAGAGUCCUUUUUGGAAACAACCUGACCUUCUGGUUGCACAAACUGAUCUUUAUUGAUGCCAUCUCUUUCCUGUCGGGGAAGAAGCUCACCCUGUCCUUGGAUAGGUACAUUCUGGUUGACAUAGAUGACAUCUUUGUUGGGAAGGAGGGAACGAGGAUGAACAUCAACGAUGUGAAGGCUUUACUAGAGACUCAAAAUUUACUGCGCACUCAGGUUGCAAAUUUUACCUUCAACCUUGGAUUUUCAGGAAAAUUUUACCACACAGGGACUGAAGAGGAAGAUGAAGGUGAUGACCUGCUGUUGAGAUCUGUGAAUGAGUUUUGGUGGUUUCCCCAUAUGUGGAGCCACAUGCAGCCUCACCUCUUCCACAAUGAGUCAUCUCUGGUGGAGCAGAUGAUCCUCAACAAAGAAUUUGCAAUGGAGCACGGCAUACCGACCGGCAUGGGGUACGCAGUUGCUCCGCACCACUCCGGGGUCUACCCGGUUCACAUCCAGCUGUACGAGGCCUGGAAGAAGGUCUGGCACAUCCGAGUGACCAGCACAGAAGAAUACCCGCACCUGAAGCCUGCACGGUACAGACGGGGCUUCAUCCACAAUGGCAUCAUGGUGCUCCCUCGACAGACCUGUGGCCUUUUCACUCAUACUAUUUUUUACAAGGAAUAUCCUGGGGGUCCUCAGGAGCUGGACAAAAGUAUCCGAGGAGGUGAACUCUUCCUCACCAUUCUCCUGAAUCCCAUCAGCAUCUUCAUGACCCAUUUGUCUAAUUACGGGAAUGACCGCCUGGGCUUAUACACCUUCGCGAACCUAGCCAACUUUGUUAAGAGCUCGACUAACCUGAAACUGCAGACGCUGCCCCCCGUUCAGCUGGCUCAGAAGUACUUUGAGCUCUUCCCGGAGCAGACGGACCCUCUUUGGCAGAAUCCAUGUGAUGAUAAACGCCACAGGGAUAUUUGGUCCAGAGACAAAACUUGUGACCACCUACCCAAAUUUCUUGUGAUAGGACCCCAGAAAACAGGAACAACAGCGCUUUAUUUAUUUCUUCUGAUGCAUCCUUCCAUUAUCAGUAAUCUCCCUAGCCCAAAAACUUUUGAAGAAGUUCAGUUCUUCAACGGAAACAACUAUCACAAGGGAAUUGACUGGUACAUGGAUUUCUUCCCCACUCCUUCCAACAUCACCACCAACCUCCUCUUUGAGAAAAGUGCCAACUAUUUCCACUCUGAGGAAGCCCCUAAGCGAGCUGCUUCCCUCAUCCCCAAGGCCAAGAUCAUCACCAUCCUCAUCGACCCAUCUGAUCGGGCAUAUUCCUGGUACCAGCACCAGCGAUCCCACGAGGACCCCGCUGCCCUGAAAUUCAAUUUUUAUGAAGUCAUUACGUCCAACCAUUGGGCGCCCUCGGAGAUAAGGACUCUCCAGAAGAGAUGCCUGACACCCGGAUGGUAUGCUGUCCAUAUCGAAAGAUGGUUAACUCAUUACCCUGCUUCACAGUUGCUCAUUAUUGAUGGACAGCAGCUAAGAAGUGACCCAGCUACUGUGAUGGAUGAAGUGCAGAAGUUUCUUGGAGUGUCUCCUCAUUAUAAUUACUCCGAAGCUCUAACGUUUGACCCUCAGAAAGGCUUUUGGUGCCAGUUAUUGGAAGGAGGGAAAACAAAGUGCCUGGGAAAAAGCAAAGGUCGAAAAUACCCACCAAUGGACCAAGAGUCUCGAGCGUUUCUGUCAAGCUACUACAGAGACCACAACGUGGAGUUGUCCAAGCUGCUGCACAGGCUGGGGCAGCCCCUGCCCUCCUGGCUGAGACAGGAGCUGCAGAAGGUCAGGUAG
Messenger RNA from Gavia stellata (red-throated loon), 2622 nucleotides. RefSeq names its product bifunctional heparan sulfate N-deacetylase/N-sulfotransferase 4. The transcript has 13 exons. Gene Ontology annotation, molecular function: heparan sulfate N-sulfotransferase activity; deacetylase activity. Gene Ontology annotation, cellular component: Golgi apparatus. The coding region runs from base 1 to 2622 and encodes 873 amino acids. NCBI's taxonomy places the organism in Eukaryota, Metazoa, Chordata, Aves, Gaviiformes, Gaviidae. The record is from RefSeq and is a predicted model, not a curated record.